AUGGGAGGAAAUCAGACCUUGAUUACACAGUUCAUCCUUCUGGGGUUUCCACUCAGCCCAAGGAUGCGGAUGCUCCUCUUUGUCCUCUUCUCACUGUUCUAUGCCUUCACCCUGCUGGGGAAUGGGACCAUCCUGGGGCUUAUCUGCCUGGACUCCAGACUCCACACCCCCAUGUACUUCUUCCUGUCUCACCUGGCCAUUGUUGACAUUGCCUAUGCCUGCAACACAGUGCCCCAGAUGCUGGUAAACCUUAUGGAUCCAGCCAAGCCGAUCUCUUUUGCUGGUUGCAUGACACAGACCUUUCUCUUUUUAACAUUUGCACACACGGAAUGUCUCCUACUGGUGGUGAUGUCCUAUGAUCGGUAUGUGGCCAUUUGCCACCCACUCCGAUAUACUGUCAUCAUGAGCUGGAGAGUUUGUGUUAUACUGGUACUCACUUCCUGGAUUUUAGGUGUCCUCUUGGCCCUGGUCCAUCUUGUAUUACUGUUACCAUUACCCUUCUGUGGCUCACAGAAAGUGAAUCACUUUUUCUGUGAAAUUAUAGCUGUUCUCAAACUUGCUUGUUCAGACACCCGUAUCAAUGAGGUCAUGGUUUUGGCUGGAGCUGUGUCUGUGCUUGUGGGACCAUUUUCUUCAAUUGUAGUGUCUUAUACUCAUAUUUUGUGUGCCAUCCUAAAGAUCAAGUCACAGCAAGGUCGCCAGAAAGCCUUUUCCACUUGCUCCUCUCAUCUCUGUGUCGUUGGACUCUUCUAUGGUACAGCCAUUGUCAUGUACAUCGGGCCUCAACAUGGGAAGUCCAAUGAGCAGAAGAAGUAUCUCUUGCUAUUCCAUAGCCUUUUCAACCCUAUGCUCAACCCCCUGAUUUAUAGUCUGAGGAACAAAGACGUCAAAAGUGCUCUGAAGAGAAUGCUCAUUAAGGAGAAUACGUCUUCAGGAUGUUAA
Rattus rattus (black rat) is the source of this 942-nucleotide messenger RNA. RefSeq names its product olfactory receptor 13. Gene Ontology annotation, biological process: G protein-coupled receptor signaling pathway. The record is from RefSeq and is a predicted model, not a curated record. Gene Ontology annotation, molecular function: olfactory receptor activity; G protein-coupled receptor activity. Bases 1 to 942 code for a protein of 313 amino acids. NCBI's taxonomy places the organism in Eukaryota, Metazoa, Chordata, Mammalia, Rodentia, Muridae. Gene Ontology annotation, cellular component: membrane. The transcript has a single exon.